CAUCGAUCAACACUCCUUAAUAAUGGCCACCACUGAACCUCUCACCAGCGCUUUUGUCAAAGAUUUACUAGUAGACCCGAAAACCCGCGAUGUCCACGAUCUAAUUCACAAAGUAGUGGCUGUGGGCUCAAGGACCACCGAGAAAGCUCAAGAAUUUAUUAACACAAACGCCGGGGGUGCCUCGUCGAUCAAAGCGUAUGGAUCCUAUGAAGAGGUUUACGCUGAUAAGGACGUUGAUGCUGUUUACAUUGGAACACCCCAUACUUAUCACUACCUGAACGCCCUCGACGCUAUCAAAGCUGGUAAACACGUUCUAUGCGAGAAGCCUGUUACUAGUAAUGGUCAUGAACUUCGGGCCCUUCUAUCCGCUGCAGAUGACCAGGGCGUUUUCUUCAUGGAGGCAGUUUGGACGAGAUUCCAGCCUCUCAGCUUGGAGGUCAAGAAGCUCAUCGACGGUGGAACUCUAGGACCUCCGGUAGUACUCCAGGCUGAUCUGUCUGGAAACUUUAAUAUCCAAAACAUUCCUAAGACACAUCGCAUACUGGACCCUGCUUUGGGAGGAGGCGCUUUGCUUGACCUCGGGCCUUAUCCCCUUGUCUGGGCAAUCAUGGCGUUAUAUGAGCAUCACGACAAUAAACUAUCAGUCCCAUCUGUUUCUGCAUCUAUGCUCAAGACGCCCCUGACUGGUGUAGAUUCGAAUACAUCAUUCACGCUUACCUUUGAUGCAGCUAACCUUCGCGCUCAAGCCGUGCUUAGCUGCAGUAUUAACCUGAGUCCCAUCAAUCCUGGCGUUACCAUCCGUUUCGAACGAGGUAUCAUCAAGAUAUCUCCUCCGAUUUAUUGUCCGAAAGAAUACACUGUGGAGUAUUUCGAUGACAAAGGAUCAUUACCCAUUCAUGGCCUAUGUCAAGUGGGAUGGCAUUUCGAGGCCGAUGAGGUUGCUAGGUGUGUUCGAGAUGGCAAGAAUCAAAGUUCGCUUUGGGGUCACAAUAAGAGCUUGUUGGAAAUGGGUAUCUUUGACGAGGAGGAUACAAGAUUCCCUCCGGGAGUUGAAAAGGUCGUUGAGUGAAGUACAGGACCAUCUCUAGCUCUCGUCGUUGAAUGGACGCUAAAUGUAUGAUUAUGGAUAAGAAAUACACAAUUUCGUAAGGAUUUCUGAA
This is a messenger RNA of Desarmillaria tabescens, 1160 nucleotides long. RefSeq lists its product as uncharacterized. Lineage: Eukaryota; Fungi; Basidiomycota; Agaricomycetes; Agaricales; Physalacriaceae. The record is from RefSeq and is a predicted model, not a curated record. The coding region runs from base 23 to 1069 and encodes 348 amino acids. Gene Ontology annotation, molecular function: nucleotide binding. The transcript has 11 exons.